CCCGCCCCCCCCCACCAACACGAUGACUCGAGUCCGCCGCAAGCGCGUGCACAAGAACAACAAGGAGUUCCGCAAGUCCAUCCGGACUCGGCGCCGCCCACGCGAUCUGGACCAAAUCUACGAGGACAUCCAUGACCCGGCCAAGAACCAGAAGAUGACCAACCAGCCGGAGGACGAAGAUCUCCCCGGUCUUGGUCAGUUCUACUGUCUGGAGUGCGCUCGCUAUUUCGAGGGCCCCGACCACCUCAGCAAGCACAAGCUUUCCAAGCAGCAUAAGCAGCGCGUUCGCGAGCUCAAGGACGAGCCCUACACCCACGAGGAGGCCGAGGCCGCCGCUGGCAUGGGCCGGGCCAUCAAGUCUCCGUCCCAGGUGAACCGCCCGCUCGGGGUGACCCCCCUGCUGGCCGGCCUUGGGGCCGCCACCCCGGCCUCGGUGCUGGCCUCCCUCAACACCGCGGCUCCGACUGCUCCUCCCCAGUCCGAUGACCACAUGUCCCACAACUAACCGGUGACCGGACCCAGGGGGGCCCAUUCUCCGUGCCGCGCACCUCCCUUCGACUUGUACAUUAAACCGCUGAUUUUCCA
This is a messenger RNA of Fonticula alba, 585 nucleotides long. RefSeq lists its product as hypothetical. Gene Ontology annotation, molecular function: zinc ion binding; nucleic acid binding. The record is from RefSeq and is a predicted model, not a curated record. Bases 23 to 505 code for a protein of 160 amino acids. NCBI's taxonomy places the organism in Eukaryota, Rotosphaerida, Fonticulaceae. The transcript has 4 exons.